AAUUCUCUUUUACAGAGGUGGAAUCUUUCGGGGACUGUUGAAAUUUUUAGGGCAGACAAGAAAAGUAGGGGGGAGAUUGUCUAUACACGAGCGCCCUCUGCUGCCUGGCUGAAGAAAUACGACCGAGAGAGGGGUAGAGGCUGGAGUGUUCUUGCCGGGGUGGUGGAUGUUUGUCGCAUCGCAGCAUUCCUGUCGUCCACCCUCGUCAGCUUGAAGAUCGCAGACGGUAAAAUCGACCUCUCUCCCCCCCUGAAACCACCUGAUUAGCCGUUUGGUAUUACGCUUCCGUCGGAUUCUCCGCUAACCAUCUCAUUCUUAACUAUCCCAGCCAUCUUUUUUUCCAACCACUGUGUAGAAGUUUUCCGCCCGCCCCCUCACAGAACGCCCUCUGACAACCAACGGUGCUUGCUGCCAAAACGGGCCACCCCGGAUACGGCCACCCCUGUUGAAACUCCAAAGGAACAAGAAAAGAUAAAGAAGGAUAAGUCAUUACUUUUGACUAUGACUUCUUUCUCAAUUCGCUGAUGCCUUCUGCCGUUGGAUACUGCCGGACAAUGCAGAACUUCAUCAAGUACCAUUCAGCCUUUGGAAUAUCCGGCAAGUGAUAACGGAGUAAGAAGUUUAUGUACAUUUUUAAUGUUUCAAACGCCAGGAGCUUACACCUUCGAAACCCAUCACAGUUACUGUACUUGUAAGAAGCAACAGCGUACAUAUUGGUGCUGAAAAUACAUCAAGUGCUCGUUUGGUUCUUUUGUUCAUGAUGUUAGAUGAACACGUGCACUAGGGCCACUGAAGUGGGAAGAUACUUUCUACUCCAACAUUUCAUUCGAACCUGAUUUCUAUUAUAGUGAUAGUAAAGAAAGACAUUAUUGGAAACUUUUAAAUCCUCUGUUGUAUUUUUGGAAGAUCUAACUGAUACAAAAAGAAAUUUUUUCAGCUCUCACUCGAUUUGAGUCUAGAUUUAAAAAAAAGUAUAUGGUGAUCAAUAAUAAAAGAAAACAGGUGAGUUCCAGUCGCUUAAAAUUAAAUGAUUUUCAAAAAAAAUCCUCCUACGAUUAAUGAGGGCGAUUUUAAAUUUGUCCAUGUGUUUCGAGUUAUGAUAUUGUUGCAUUUAUAAGCUAAAUCGUAAAUUUAAGAUAUGACAGAUGAGCAAAAUUUGACUUGCGUGAAAAUAAACGAAGGAUUUUCAAAUUAAUAAGUUAUUGCCAGCUAAUUCCCUUUAAUUAGUAGCCACCAUCAGAGGUAAACUAUUUAUAUUUUUGGAUGGACAUUACAUUGCUCUUUCGAAUAACAGUCCUCUGUUUUGCGUUUGCUAGCCCACAAGUUUCAGAUUGAAAAUUUUGAACAGUAACAUUAAAGCUGAAGAAUUUAUUACCAAAUCAUCAUAUAAAUAAAAUCUUCCAAUAAACUAUUAUUAUCUUCCAAUUGCUAUUUAAAAGUGCUGUUAAAAAUCACAAAAUAUUUAGAUGGUUUCAUUAAAUUAUAAACUAAGACUGUUAUUUUCAAAACAGAUGAACUGUUGAUUAAUAAAUUAGACAAGUUGAAAUGUUCCAAAAAUUAAUGGACACUUGCGAUUUAAAGAACAUUUUCUGAUUUCAAAUGCAAAAAUUCAUAUUUCCAAAACUUAGAUACUGUUGAUGGCAAAACGUUUUUAAUUGGAAUUCAUCCAACAAAUAAAACAUUUCUAUAAACCUCGGACGAGUGAGUGGAUACUGUUGCCCGAGAAAAUUCGAAGGAGAUUUCAAACGUUGAACUUUUAUGUCAUUGAAACGUUGUAGGCUAAAGUAAUUUUUAAUAGAUCCUUGAUACCAAAUAUAAAAUAAUCUAAAAUAUAUAACUGCUGUAUGAGCCAUCUUUGAAGUUACACAAAUAUCAAACAUGCUUCAAGGUGUCAAAAAAAAGCUGAACACUGCACUUGGGUGCUUCACACAUAUAAGAAUGUGCCAUCCUUGUAUAAGCUUCCACUAAGCCAGAUUUAAUUUGCACUUUUGGUAUUUUUGAGCUGUUUCUAGACUGGAAGGAAGAAGGAUUUGGAGUUUAUUUGAGUGAGUCCGAGUGUGGCAUGUCAGGUUGUCGCGAACGACUUUUAUUCCUUCAUUCUACGAGCCAUGAACAUUAAAUAUUUGCCGUACCUGGUUAUCGCUGCAUUCUUCAGCUUUGGCCAACAGAAAGUCAUGGCAUCCGAAGACGAAGAACGCUUGGUUCGCGAUCUGUUCCGAGAUUACAAUAAACUCAUCCGGCCAGUCGAGGUCAUGAACAAGACGGUGGAAGUCCAGUUCGGACUCUCCUUUAUCCAGCUCAUCAAUGUGAACGAGAAGAAUCAAAUCAUGACUUCGAACGUUUGGCUGCAAUUGGUCUGGAGUGAUUACCAGUUACGUUGGGACGAGGCGGAUUACGGUGGCAUCAAUGUCCUCAGGUUGCCACCAGACAAAGUUUGGAAGCCCGAUAUCGUCCUUUUCAACAAUGCGGACGGCAAUUACGAGGUUCGCUACAAGUCUAACGUCCUCAUCUACCCCGAGGGACAAGUGAUGUGGGUGCCCCCCGCCAUCUACCAGAGCUCGUGCACCAUAGACGUCACCUACUUCCCUUUCGACCAGCAGAAGUGUGUCAUGAAGUUUGGUUCCUGGACUUUCAACGGAGAUCAGGUCUCCCUUAAGCUCUACAACGAUAACUAUUGGGUCGAUCUCUCCGACUACUGGAAGAGCGGGACAUGGGACAUUGUGGAGGUGCCUGCCUUUCUGAACAUCAAUAACCAGUCGAAAAGCGGUCAGCCGACCGAAACGGACAUUUCCUUCUACAUCACCAUCAGACGCAAGACCUUGUUCUAUACUGUAAAUCUGAUCCUUCCCACGGUGCUCAUCUCCUUUUUGUGUAUCCUGGUAUUCUACCUACCAGCCGAGGCGGGCGAGAAAGUGACCCUGGGUAUUUCCAUUCUGCUAUCCUUAGUGGUCUUCCUGCUCCUGGUGUCUAAGAUCUUGCCGCCGACCUCCCUGGUACUGCCGCUCAUCGCCAAGUACCUGCUCUUCACCUUUCUCAUGAACACCGUAUCCAUUUUAGUCACGGUGAUCAUUCUUAAUUGGAACUUCCGGGGUCCUCGGACGCACCGGAUGCCCAACUGGAUCCGCGUAGUCUUCCUCAAGUACCUGCCCAUCAUGCUGUUCAUGAAGAGGCCAAAGAAAACGAGACUAAGAUGGAUGAUGGAGAUGCCAGGGGUUGGAGUCGGAGGUAGUCACCACCACUAUCACGGCUCUCCGGAUCUGAAGUCCUCGGCCACUUGCCACUCGGUAAAAGGAACAAAGAUGGACUUUGUAGAGAUGGCCGAUAUCCACCAUCCGAACUGCACAGCUGCGCGCAAUCAGCAGCAAGUGGGGGAUCCCCAGCUCAGAGACAUUGAUGGAGCAGAUACAUUGUAUCUCACCCCCGAAGCGUUUAGAGCGACGGAGGCGAUUGAAUUCAUUGCGGAGCAUCUGAGGAGUGAAGACGAGUACAUACAGAUACGUGAGGACUGGAAGUAUGUUGCCAUGGUGAUAGACCGUCUCCAGUUGUAUAUCUUCUUCGCCGUCACCACAGCUGGAACCAUAGGAAUAUUACUAGACGCUCCUCACAUAUUCCAGUACGUCGAUCAAGAUAAGAUCAUUGAAAUGCACAAAGGAAAGGCCACCUGAAGCACCUUGGAUCGACCCCGCACCACCAGACUCACAAAAAAGGAAAGAAUAUCGAACAAAGAACAGGGGUUUUGUGAGACACUACAAGCUUUUGUUAAAUGAGAAACUGCACAGGAGAAUCCAUGUUCUCCGAUUUUUUACAUGGACUCUGCAGACAAUGGCCUCAGUCCACGCAGAUAGACGGGUAUCCACGGACACUAUUGUUAUAUAAAAUAUAUGAGCCUAUGUAAUUAUCUAAACAGGAUGGUAUGCUCGUACAGAGAGGUUAAACGAAUGUUUACUGUUCUUCGAGAACCGGGUAGGAUGAAAUAUUUCAAAGCGAAACGAGUUGAAUAUAAGUUAAUGACUCGGUUAACAGGUUAAAAAAGCGCUGCAAGUUAACUAUCAUAACUACUCAAUCUUGCGUUCAAAAGAUUUUUUUUUACGCAUAGUUAAAAGAGAAAAAUUAGAAUAUAUACAUACAUACAUAUAUAUAUAUAUAUAUAAGUGGAAUGAUUUGUAACUGGUUUUCCUUGUAGAAAAAUAACCAUGUCAUUGUUAUGAAGAUGAAAGGUAAACGAUUUUGCAUAGGUUUAGUGAUAAUUUUUCAGUCCAAUUACCAAACUUUUGAAAUAUCAGUACAAGCAUUGGACCUCAUAUUGUCAGAUAGUUAUAUCUCCUUUAUUGAGUCUUCAAAUAAAAAUUAAUUUCGUUCAAACAGAUUAUGUUGCAGACACUAAUGUGAGUUCCGUGAAGAAUUUGAUUCCUCAAAAGAAAGUGUAAAAAAAUCAUCACUAACUUAAGCUGUUUAGAAGGAACUUGCAGAAUUAAGCGAAGGAAAGGUAAAGCUGUGGGAUGACUUUGUACAUACGUGCACGAGGUUAUGCUUGUAGAUAAUGCAUCAGAUCCUUGUUAACCCCAGAUUUUACUAUUAAUUAACUACUAUUUGUAACUAGAGACAUUCGUUUUAACGUAUACCGCUACGGUUACGGUAAGUAUGCGUGGAUGUGAGCUUUGUAUAAUGUCUAUACAUAUAAUAUUUGUGCUCAGUUUACACGUUUCUGUUCUAAACGCUUCUAUCGAAUGCUUCCAUCGCAUGGCUGUGCGAUGACUCGCGUUUCAGCAACUCUAUCGUAAUCGCUGCUACUCUGUUUGGUCACAUUUUAUGCAUAUAUAUUCUGAAAUCGUCUAACAAACGAGAGGUUUUUAAUGAUAGAACAACAAUUUUAAUCAAAGUUGUGAGCUGAUGUUAAUCCAAUGGUACCUUCGGACAAAGGUAUCAUGAGCUUCGGAGACUAUAUAUCAUUAUAGACAAUAGCAUUUUAAAGAACGUUCCGUUCACUAAACGGGUUUUACUCAGCACUUCUGCUGACAUCACAAUUCAGGAUUCUGAAAAUCUCGAGUCGCUCACAUAACCGAAAUUGACAUCGUAAGUUAUUACUGUCAUUGAAAAUAAAAUUUCAUAAUUACCGUAAUUGAAAUUAGCACGCUAUAUUGUUAUCAUAACUGAGUGAUAACCAAAAUUUCACCAAUUGAUAAAAUUUUAAGAUGUUAACGGUAUCGAUGGAACUUGACUAAUUCGUAUAGCUUUUUAUUUUCCUUUCCCCCUCUCCUAAAAUCUCUUGAAUAUCCUGUAAACAUAAUGUUAAAAUGUCGUCUGUAAAUCGAAUUUAUAUAAAUCAGAGCUAAAAGUUAUUUUUAUAUCUCAGAUUCGUUGGUUCAAUACGAUUGCACCUUCUGCCUGCCACGAUCGUAAUUACUUAAUUUUUCAGUGCCUCUAAAUGACUCGAAGACAUUUCAGCGGGGCUGAAAAGCAAUGAUGAUCCUUAAAACAUAAAUUGCACUAUUCUUUUUAUUGUAUCCAAAGUUUUAAAUACAUUUUAUUGAUAAAAAUUCAUUAUUUAUUAAACAUACUAAGAAUUAUAAUCUUAACUAAUAUACUAACUAUAUCAUUACUAUCUUUAAUUAUUACUAUUUACUAUAUCAUUACUAUAUUUUACUAACUAUAUCAUUUAUUAAAACUCUUAUAUUUGCAAAAGUAUAUCAAUGCUAGCUUUCACUUCCAUUUUCGAUUUAAAAAUUGUUGUUUUUCCUUGCUGCAUUUGGUUUUAAACUUCCCAAUUCGGAUAAAUCGAAUUUUAAUUGUGAACUCUUUUGCUUCGAAUCUGCCAAGUUCUAUUGAAUCAACAACUACAUUGACGCUGGCAUGCAUCAUCAAUAGCUCAUCCGGUUGGUACUCCUCUCGCCCUUAGGAUGAUGUGAAAUAUCGUCGGUUGUCGGACAUCAACAAUGACAUUCAUAAUGCCGCAUCUAAGGAAAUAUACGUAUAGAGUUUAUGUUUAGACGUUCAUCCACCGGAAUGUGCCACUGGCACAUAGAUUGCUUUUGGAUUUCCCAUCACGUGAGGUGUAAUGGCCUUUACGAUGCCCUGUUUCUUUCGUUAUGCCACUGGUGGAUGAAUAUGGUUUGUCAAAUAGAUAUGGUUCAUGGAGUUGUUCUGCGGGAUCGCACUUGGUGUUCCAACAGGUGGCACGUUAAACUACACGGGGUCGGAUGGGGAUCCUAGAGAUCCCCAUCCGACCCCGUGUACUAACUUUACUGACAGUUUUAUGCCGAUUUUAUUUAUAUUUCAAUAGUUAAAAGUCUUAGAACUGUUGUUAAUAAUUUUCCUAAACCUUUCCUUAAAUUAAGCCAAAAAUACCAUAAAUUCGUGAAUUUAAAAUUAUUACAGCACUUCGCUUAUUACAGCACUUUUUAUUAGAACAAUGCUAUUUUACACAAUCAUGAAUUUAAAAAUGAAUUCCUAACGGAGACUGAGAGGAAAAGAUUGAUAGUUUAGUUAUAAGGUACGAAAGUUGCAUUGUAAUAAUCCACCACCGAGCAAAAUAUUAUAUACAAAUACUAUCCAUUGAAUUAGAAACUCAAAACGUUUAUGAAAAUAGAGUUAGCAGACGAAGUUAUGUAAGGAAACUUGGUUAGUUUAGUUUCACAAAAGUUAUUUUGAUGUGAAGAAUGUACUGCUGAUUUGACACUAGUCCCCAGCUGUUUCUAAGGAAGUAAAGAUGCAAAAAUUAGAUAACCGUUUUUGUUAAUCAAAUCAAUCGUGAAAUGUAAUGUACCCCCCCCCCACACCUGUUGUGACGAGUCUGUCAAGAGUAAUGCUACCAUCCACUGUUCUGGAGUGGACUGUUCAUCAGUGGCUCUACGACCAUGAACUCUGAUCUCGAACAUCUAUAAAAUCAUGUCCAAUGUCAAGAUCUGAACUAUUUAGAUGUUAUUUAAGAAAACGUUGGAAAGACACAUUCAACAGCAAUUACUUAUGUCAUUAAGUUCAGAGAAACAAAAGUUGUGUUCUCUCUCUCGGGAUUUUCUUAGAUGCUCUAAAAUCAUGUGAGUGCUGUCAUUCAGGCAAAGGACAUUCCAAUAACAUACUGAACCUAGGUUUCUAACUCUUUGGUCAAUAUUCACAUUUAAACGAAUUAAUUGGUCGAUAUCUACAUCUGAUCUAUUUCCGUUAAGCCAGUUAUCAGUUAUUGUACUGACAACUACACUCAGAAUAAACUGCUGUGUUUACUGUUGAACCAACAAAUUCUUCUUCAAUAAUAUUGCCUGUUUAUAGUUUAGUUUAGGGCCACAGCAUAACAAUAGCUGUCUGAAGGGGAAAAAACGAAAAUGCAUCGCCAGAGUCAAUAAGUUAUACGAAUUUUUAUCAGCUCUUCAGGAAUAUCAGAGAGAAAAAGUUUUUCAGAAAUUUAAAUUUUAAUAAAAAAAUAUAGACAAAUGUGUCAAUGAAUCAAAUCAUUUAAU
Molecule: messenger RNA, 7451 nt
Organism: Argiope bruennichi
Lineage: Eukaryota; Metazoa; Arthropoda; Arachnida; Araneae; Araneidae
Product: acetylcholine receptor subunit beta-like 1
Exons: 6
Coding region: 2109-3665 (518 amino acids)
Biological process (GO): chemical synaptic transmission; monoatomic ion transmembrane transport; nervous system process
Cellular component (GO): postsynaptic membrane; neuron projection; synapse
Molecular function (GO): acetylcholine-gated monoatomic cation-selective channel activity; transmembrane signaling receptor activity
Source: RefSeq, a predicted model, not a curated record